Mycena citricolor is the source of this 659-nucleotide messenger RNA. The record is from the annotation of a GenBank genome assembly. NCBI's taxonomy places the organism in Eukaryota, Fungi, Basidiomycota, Agaricomycetes, Agaricales, Mycenaceae.
AUCUGUUGUUCUUAACUGCCCUCUGUGACAUCUUCGAUGACCUAAAUGGCCGAGCGCGCGUAGGUUCUCUUUCUCAUGGUCUUUGACCACAGUCCAUUUCGCGAUCAGCAUCAGUCCGUCAGCACAUGCAGAUGCAUUGUUUACAGUCCGGAGGCGAUGCCGAGUCCAUGAACGAGAGGCACGAAGCACUCUUCAAUGACAAUCAAAAGUCGAACUCUAAGCCAGAUGGAGCAGGACAAGGCGGGCCCGUCGAAGGAUCUACAGAUCAUUGAUAGUAUCCAACAAAAGCACAUUUUCAGUCUGUCAGUUUCCUUCAACGCCGUGGACAUCUGCGCCGGAAAAUCUCUGAAAGUCUUCGCCGCAUUGCAAAAGAAGGACAGGAAUGUUAUAUGCAGUUUGAUUAAUUCAGGACCCGUCACGGAUACUCGAGUAUUGCAUCGCGCCAUCAGUCUCGAGCAUAUGCAGAGAAGUUGCCCCGCAAUCCGGGAUCGACACCGGCUCAUUCAUCCCCGAAUUCCGAGACCGGCGACUUGAAUUACUCCAGGAGAACAGGCCAGGCCUUAUCUGUACCUGAAUGCCGAGCUGCCGUUGACCAAGAGAUCUCACACAAGUAUUAUGAUAAUUUGUGCAUUGUGCAACCGACAGAGUGCUUGAAACCA